GUGUGUGUGUAUAUAUAAUUUACGGUACAGAUCAUACAGACCAAUAUAGUACACAUUAUCAACAUUAAGCAAAAUGAGCAACGAAGAGGAUAUAGAUGAUAUUACAAGGCGGCUGGAAAAGUUUAAUCCAAAUUUCUUUCAACGAUCACCAUCGUCCGAAACUGUGAAAUCAAGUUUUCGUGAACACCAAAUUACAAAUGCGACAAAUCAAGAGUCAGAAUCAAUAGAACCAAACAAAAACGAAAGCGGGACUUCAGAGGCAUGCAUACAAUGCAUAACGCCAAUUCCAGCUCUUGUAUGGAAAGACAUAUGUCCAGGGGACCAUAUUAUCUUUGCAGGUAGAAUAUACGACCAUCACGCUAUAGUAGUUCACAAGUAUCCAAUUAAUGAAACAGAUGAAAAUAGAGUCUGUCUUGAAUUGGUUCAUGCAACAAAUACAGCAACUAAGGCAUUCAUGGCUAGCUUCCAUCCAUUUGGGAAUAAAGCAAAGUUAAGAAAGGUGAAAGAAGACAUAGAUCUUACAAAAAGUAAAGUCAUGAUUUAUGUAUACCAGAAUACUAUUAAACACUUUAAUCCAGAUGAGAUAAUAAAAAGAGCCAUUGCUGAAGCAGAUGCAGAUGCAGAAGGAGGAAAAGGUGAAUUUAAGUAUGACCUUUUUGUAAAUAACUGUGAGCAUUUUGCCACCUGGUGCGUUACCGGUCAAACAUUAAGUUUACAAGUGAGAAAAGUCGGCAUGAUUGUGAAAAUGUUUUUUAGAAGCGGAUUUCGAGGAAUAAGCGACGAAAAUCAACGAAAUGAAAAAGAAUUUAAGAGUGGUAUGCUCUGUAAAACAUGCUAUGAAAGAAAUAAACAAUUACUUUGUGCAGAGAAAACGACAAUUCAGGAUAAAAAUCAUGUUCAAAUUGGAGAAAUUAUAAUGUAUAGCUAUUAUAAUUUGUGGCACUGUGCUGUCGUACUAGAAAUAAUUGAAACUACAGAAAAGGUGGUUCAGUGUAAAAUAGCGCACAAUGCUUUUUGUGGUUUUUGGAAGCAUCGAACAAUACAAGAGGAUCCACUGCCAAUCCCUUUGGAUGGUUCAAUGUUUGUGAUAACGUAUUCCGAGGAGUACAAUGUAUAUGAACCUCAGGAAGUUGUCAAACGAGCGCGUAGUAGAAUUGGAGAACAACUUUUUGCAUUCUUUUCAAAUGAUUCAAGUCAAUUUGCUCGAUGGUGUAAGCUGAAAUUACAUCGAGACGAGAAAAAUGUCACACGGACAACACGUAUUAGUUUCAAAACUUAACUUAAAACAUUUGAUAUCCUUAUCGUUAAAUGCUUCAUCAGCGACGAAUAUUUACAUACCUGAAAGAAUACUUAGAUUUUUUGACACUCACCAAAUUUUGUAAGCACACAGGAGCUAUAUUAUUUAUAAUCUUAAAAGUUUCUAGAGCCACUGUUCUAAUCCGUCUAAUCUGCAAGGAGGGCACCUUAGCUUUAAGUAAGAGGUCCUCGUAGGGGCUGGUAAAAUCCUCAUAUACAAAACGGCCAACUUUGUAUUAUUUCCCAUUACUGGAAUGCACAACAUAGAUUUCUCUCUUAUAUCUAAUCGGGAGUUAAACUGAGUGAUAAAACGUAUUGAAUUAAAGACUAAUUUAAUAUUAUUGUAGUAAUAACGAGAACGCCCGUUUUUUGUUUGUUUGUUUGUGAAUGACGUCUGCACAUACUAAAAGUGGAUGUUUGGUGAACGUAGACUGAUGGGACUAAGCUAUCUUGAUGUUUCAUAUAAGUUAUUGAGAUACACUCUAACGGUUGCCCAUUUUACUGAAAUCAAACAAAAACAAUAGCGAGACUUCAGAAACAUGUAUACAAUGCUUAACGCCAAUUCCAGCUUUUUUAUGGAAAGACAUUUUUCCAGGGGACCAUAUUAUCUUUGCAGGAAGAAUAUACGACCAUCACGCAAUAAUAAUUCACGAGUAUCCAAUUAAUGAAACAGAUGAAAAUAAAGUCUGUCUUGAAUUGGUUCAUGCAACAAAUACGGCAACUAAGGCAUUCAUGGCUAGCUUCCAUCCAUUUGCGAAUAAACCAAAGUUAAGAAAGGUGAAUGAAGACAUAGAUCUUACAAAACGUAAAUUCAUUCUGAAUAUAACAUUUACAAAUGUAGGCCGUUAGGGGUAAAAAAGAAAACUUCAAAUUUCAACUUUUAUGCAACACUACAUGUUUUAAAUAUAUAAAUGUGACACAACUGUGUAUUACCUGGAUAUGAAAUUAGAAUGCCCUAUAUAGCAUGCCGUUUUUUACAUCGGAUAACCGUGAGGGCAUUCCGGUGUAUUGCAGUCGCCUAGAUUUCCAUUACGUAACUUUCGUGUUGGGAUUGUAACCGAUCUAUAAACAUGAUAAAUACGCAGACAUUAUUGAAUGCAAAAUAACAUUCCUUAUCACUUGUUAUAAAUUCAUUUUUUCAAUGGAUACUCCUAAAAAUAUUUUUUUAGAACAUAAAUUAAUAAUAUGAAAAUG
Molecule: messenger RNA, 2490 nt
Organism: Mytilus californianus (California mussel)
Lineage: Eukaryota; Metazoa; Mollusca; Bivalvia; Mytilida; Mytilidae
Exons: 2
Coding region: 74-1279 (401 amino acids)
Biological process (GO): N-acylphosphatidylethanolamine metabolic process
Cellular component (GO): cytoplasm
Molecular function (GO): A2-type glycerophospholipase activity; glycerophospholipid phospholipase A1 activity
Source: RefSeq, a predicted model, not a curated record